Molecule: messenger RNA, 2222 nt
Organism: Rhipicephalus microplus (southern cattle tick)
Lineage: Eukaryota; Metazoa; Arthropoda; Arachnida; Ixodida; Ixodidae
Gene: Mpp6
Product: M-phase phosphoprotein 6
Biological process (GO): maturation of 5.8S rRNA
Source: RefSeq, a predicted model, not a curated record
CAGCUCAAUCCGAUGCGCAUUGGAGGUUCAAAAGUCAAGCGGCGCAUGAGCGAAAUCGGUGUUCCUUGGUUUGCGCAGUUGUGGAGUGGUCGUAGUCAAAAUUCUUUAGAAAAAAAAAAUGGCACGAGACACCUCAAAGACUAAACUUUCAAGGCAUCUCCUCGACAUGAAGUUUAUGAAAAAAAGCAAGGAAAAGGCACAAAAGGAUGAGGAGGAUGAAGAACAUCGCUCAUUAUACAACAGCGAUGCAGUGGACACUAUAAUAAAGGAGGGGUCACGUUACAUUAUUCAAGAAAGCUAUGCACCUUGCUUAGACCUUGUUCUUCCUAGAAUGUCUUUUAAGGGCCGUAAUCCUGAAAUUGAGCGAUUGAUGCAAGGUGAAAAUGAAAAGGAGCUUCCAACAUGCAAAAUGCCGGGCAUUCCAGAUGAAGAAAUGGCUGAAAGGUACUCCACUCUGGUUGGAACAAUGGCUAAAAAGUUUGACGAAAGAAAGAAAGCCACCCUGUGUUCUCAAGAAACAACUCACAAGGCAAAAGUGCUAAAGCGCUUUAAGUUUCAGAGGCCAUCAGAUGAUUGAGCGGGCAAGAACAUUCCUGGUCGUGCACAAGGACUUUCACCAUUGAGCUAUGUUGUUAUUCUACAUUUGUCAGAAUCAGUUGACCUUUCGGCCUCAUUGCAUGAAGAUACCACUUUUGUGUUGCAUAACUGUAUUCUUUGGUCUGCUUUUGUUAUAACCAUCACUAAUCGAAGGAAGGAGACACAGUUGAAGGUGUGUGUGUGUAUUGUGAAAAGAGAAAGGGGGCAAUGUCUUAAUUAGUGAUAUCUGCUUGCAUGCUUACGAUCAUUAAAGAAAUCAUGAAGAAAAAAUGAAGCUGCUUGGUUGUAAUUUUCCCAGCUUCGAUGAGGAUUAUACAUGCCAAUUCUGAAAUAUUUUGGCCUAAUAUCCAAUCCAUAUUUUUAUGCCUGUUUGAAAUAGCAGUUUUCUUGGGCUCCUAAACGACCAUGUGGCACCACCAUAGGCACUAACAUGUGAUGUCAGUUGGACGACAUGCAUAUAGAAGCUUUCUUUUGCUCUGAAAUAAUGGUUCAUAGGGACAUAGGAAGGAAAAAAAUAACACUGCACUUUUUACGUUUUGAGUCGUAUACUGUGCGAGUACAGCAAGUGGUCUGCUUCGUUCAGGUACACCCGGGCUCUGCCACGUGUUGCCUUCUCUUGCUCGGUGCAGCGUGGCAGUUUUUUUUCUUCUUACUGGUAGUGUUGGGUUGUUUUUCAUGCCGUGUUUUGGGUGGGUUAGUCCUCGCUGUGCCUACUGUGUGCAUUGUCAGACAGUGCCACUCAACUUAUCAAAGUGGAAACAACGUUUGUGACCUCUUUACAGCACCGUAGGUGAGACGGCAUGAUGAUUUGAACCUCAGUCAACUGUGGCUCGGCAAACAUUGCUGCGUUGCCAUGUUUUGUAGAUGGCAAACUUUUCAUUUGGUGAGUUAAAGUGACGUGAGCUGUACAGUUGAGGGGAACAUGAGCCGGGGAAUCAAAAUUGUGCUUUUAUAGCUAUUGACAAACCCGGACAAUGAAACUACAAUUUAUAACUACCGCUUAUAACGUAAGUCACGGGAGUCGGGAAUAUUCGCACUAUAAGCGGUACCGCCCUAUAACCAAAACAACCUUUUUCAAGGGCCGCACUUGCGCAAAACGUGUUGAGCAUGCAGUUUCGCGUGUGCGAGAAUUAAAACAAGCGAUGCGUGCUUGCUAACAUUUAAAUUUCUUAAUGUGAAAAGAAUUUAACGUCCAAGGACACGCGUUGCCAAUGAAACGAAAGGGGGAGGGCGGGUGUCUAACAAACGAAAGAAUCAUCGCGGAAAUUCGCCAACUACCAGACCGCCUCGAUUAUGCACAUUACACAGAAACUAUGUCGAAUCGCAUCCAGAAUUUGACGCCUGGAAAGGCACCAACCGUUCGAUUUCAUGAACGCGCACCCGACUUAAGACAUCGCAUGGCGAGCCACUAUUUGAGUGCUACAUGUGCCGCCAUCGUUUUCAUUUAUGACAUGCACCUUUCCCGUCAAGUGUGGCCACCGCAAAGAAUUUCAUUGAUUUGGUACCUAACUGCAACUAGAUUCACGCGACCACUGCCGAUCGAAGCGAAGCCAAUGCCGAUUAGGUCUAGCUUGCCGUUUGGUAUGUUGUUGCGGGAAGUUUAUCCAAAACAUGAAGAUUCAGCG